GUCACUACGUACCCAAUACGUCAUGUCCCAAAACAGCUGCAGCCUGCUUUAGUUAGAGCAACGGUUGUUGUUAUUGUUUGUAGCGCCGACAUACUGCUAUCCCGAAUCAUAUUUCCACUUUUCCUCCCUUGGCUUUUCAGGUCGCUAUUCAUAUCUCAUAUAGCCGUGGCUGACAGCUGAGCAUAAAGAGGCAAAACUGUGUGAGAUUCCUCAAACAUAGCUAGCAUAGGCUAGCACUUUCCAACGGGCACGGUCCUCUUGAGAGUUGCUUUUGCGGUUAUGGCGUGGACGGGACACGGAGCUCCGUUUCAUACAAACGAUAAGCAGAAUGGCGACCCAAAUUCGCCAGCGAGGACUUUAACUGGUGUCCCUCCCAGCCACCAGUCACCGUCGUCCCACCUUUGUGAUUGCCCCAUGGCGUCACUCUGCCAGAGCCAGCAGCGCUGUGUGAAAGCCUCCAUCGUUUCCAGCUGGCGGCUGGCUGAAGCGCAGGAUCAGAUGUGCUCUUUGGGGGUCCACAGCUCUGAGUCCAUGGAACAGGAGCGAGCGCGGACCCUCGUCUGCCCGACUGAACUCACAAACACAGAGGAGGAGUGGCGUCGCAAGGAGAGCAUGCUGGCAGUCCCAGAGCCCAGUCGCAGUCCCGUCCUCGGUGCCACUGGAAGUUGGGACGUUUUUGAUAAGAGUAUUAUUAAUUUGCACCAUCAACCUGUGGAAAUGGAUCAGGACACCUGCAAAACAUUUCUCCAGAAAUAUGAACAAGAGCUCAGGCAUUUUGGUAUGUUACGGAGAUGGGACGACAGCCAGCGAUUCCUUUCACACAUGCCGCAGCUCAUCUGUGAGGAAACAGCAAAUUUCUUAGUCCUGUGGUGCAUUCGACUACAGCAAGAAGGGAAAGAAGCACUGAUGGAGCAGGUGGCGCACCAAGCCGUGGUUAUGCAGUUUAUCUUAGAAAUGGCCUCAAAUUCUCAACAAGACCCUCGUGGCUGCUUCAGGCAAUUCUUCCACAAAGCGAAAGAGGGACAGGACGUCUACCUUGAAGUCUUCCGAGCAGAACUUGACGCCUUCAAACAAAGAGUUGAAGAAUAUGCAGCGAAAUGUAGAAAUGACGCUUUGAACGUUGAUCAUCAGGGCUUUGACACAAACUGUAGACCUAACACCAAAGUAACAACAGAUUUUAUAUCACAGGAGGAUCCUGAAUUCAAGAUGAAGCACUGUUUAGAGGCUGGACUGUGGACAAAUACAGGAAAAUGGACAAAGGACGACACUACAGAAACAGAAGACAUCCGGAUGAUGGAGAUAUAAAGACUGUUGCCUCGACUCCUGCUUUCCUCCCAUCUCACUCGUCGGUCCACAUAGCAUUUAUUGAGUCUGUAAGCCUUCAUCCAGCGCAGCAGGCUGAAACGGCAUUACAGAGCAGGAAUAAAUGGAGACAUGAUCAUCCUUUGUGUUGCCUCUUUCAGCAGAACCAAGAGGAAGUUAUGUUUUGCUCAUGGUAAACAUUUUUUAACAUUUCAUUUGCAUUUGGCUACUGCUGCAGAGUGUCCUGCUAGCCAAUAAAUGCUUAUGCUAUGCUGUAGUGUAACCUCCUCUGUUUUCUUAAGAUGAAACUGAUGUUUUGCUGUUCUUAAAACACAGAGAAUUCAAAAAGUACAGACAACAAUUAAUGUGAAAAUCUAAGAGAACAAUAUCUGAAAAAUCAGGAGCUUUGUGAUUUGCUAAGCUGAAUCAGAAAUGUGAUUGGCUGUUGACAAUGUGAAGGGGGAAAAUGCUUUGAAUUAAGUUUAUUAUCAGCCUGUUUGUAGACAAAUCUGUAUGUGUAAGAGUUUCCCAGCUACAUGUACCUUAUUGGUAUACACACCGUUAUGUUAUGUAUUACAAAAUCAUGUGCAGUACAGGCCUUACUUCUCCAACUUACUCCUCUGAACAAUCUGGAUUUUUUUUUUUUUGCCCUAACCUCACCUACAAGGAGCGGUUAAAGUGAACAUGUUAAAUGAAGCAGUUGUUUGUUGUAAUGAGCAGAGGAAAAAUAAAUAAUGUGGUUACAGUUUUUGCCAUUUAUUUUCUCUAAUCACCACAUCAGUUUGAUCAGGUUUUCUCCCAUUUUCACUGCUGAUCUCUCAGGCAAAGCUGCUGCAGUCAGUCUGGACUGUUGCACUGAUGUACCAAAACCAGUAAAGAAACAUUUCAAGAUGGUAACCUUUCUAUGCUUUUGCCACCAAGAGUCACCUGUUUUAUAGUUUGUGUGGUUUUAUGGUAUUUAUAGUUGAGACAGCAAGAAUGUUAGCCAUCAGUGGCUUUAAAUUGUUGUUUUGAACACUUGUGCCGAGUAAACAAGUGAACAGCUGAUGCACUUUAAGGAUUACUGUAAGUAACUCCCUCUCAAAACGUAUCCCAACAUGUUGUCCAGAAAGGUUUAGUCUAAACCCCAUUAAUAAACUGAAUUUAAACAUUUCAUGCUUAAAAAGUACAAUAUACAGCAUAUUUUUAAUUUACAGUGUUCUUUACAGAUGGCCUCAUGCUGAGUCAAAUGGGAUAAAUGUUUCAUAACAUUUAAAAAAAAUGUAUGAUAUAUUCUCAAUUGAAUUACAGUGUAAACCUGAAUUGGACCUCUUUAAUGCAUGAAUCUGUCCUGAUGGCCCCUCAGCACCACUCUUAAUUCUUUGCAGCCUUUCACAGGUUUCCUUUCAGGAUUUUUCUGAGUUGAGCUCCAUCAGUCUGCAAAUCAUUUUUCUAGUUUUUUCUGUACUUUUAGGUAGUUUUCCAUUUAUCCCGAAUGAUUUCGUAUUUUGAGUGAUGAACAAAACCUGACUUUAUGAGAGAUGUUUAAAGUUUUGGAUGUUGCUUAAGCUCUUUAAGCUCUCAGGUUUCAUCAGAUUGCAUGUACCUGUUAGUUUAUAAUAAAGCUCAGCAGUAAAAAAAAAUAAUUCAGCUGACUUGUGUAAUAUACAAAAAAUAACCAUGUUCAAUAUGAAAGGUGUAAACAGCAGGCGUUAUCCAGAUACUGUCUGGAUUUUAAAGAGAUGAAAGUAAAUUCUUCUUUCUGGAGAAAUGGUUGUUCUAAUUGAGAUUUUAGCCAACCCUUCCAGCUAUUGUCUCUGAUCAAGUUGUUCUGAUAGAAACCAAUUGCACGUAGCUAACAUAGGCCAGCUGUAUCUGAAAUCAAGACUUAAGCAUAAGUGUCUAGUGUGGGUUUAGCUUUAAGCAGGACAUCUGUAAAAAAAAAAAAAGCAUCAGCACUAGGUGGAAAAGGGCUGAUCCAAAAGAUUGUGUGUGUGUGUAACUAUAACUAUUUCAUUAAACAUAUUUUUAGAUGAAAAACACUAAUAGGCAAUUCAUAUAAUUAUAUAAUUUAUUUUUUAAUUUCUAUUUCCCCAGUCAAGCUGAACAAAUGCAGACAUUAGCAUUGCUUGUUACAAACUUCCAUUUUAAACAUGUCACCAACUGUCUACAUUUUCUCAUCGCCGUGGAGCUUUUACCUCAACAAUGGGCUCCCGUUUUUCUGUUCCCAUGGUAACAAUUUCCAUGAUCUUAACAAUCUGAUCUGCAUAAAACAAUGUAAAAAUUUGCUGAGCAACACCAUCGGUGAGAUGGGUUUUGCAGUUAGGGGAAUGUCAUUUGGGACUACAGGCAGAUGCAUGAUGCAUUGGUUUUGCAGCUCUGAAUCCUUAUUUCCAGCAUCUGUUCUGCAUUCAGCUGCUCUUUACCACUACACACAGAAUGACUUACAUGCAUCAAAACUCAAUCAUGUGCUGUGGCCGACUGUUAUUGCUUUCAGUUGCCUCUUUAAAAAUAAAGGCAAAAAUAAUUGACAUCAGUUCCAUGAGUCAUGCUUUGCUGCAUUUUGACUCCGAUUUUGUUACUCAGCCUCCGUGGAGCAAAGCAGAGCUUCUGCCUGUGAGGGUUGCAUUGAUACAGAUACUAAACGAAAAGAAAGAAAACAUCCUCAGCAUUACAUUUAUUACUGAAAUUUUUGUCUAAUUUUUAGUGUCAUAUUACGGUGCUGGAAUAAAGAGGACAUUUGUUCAAAAGCUUUUUAGGCAUUUACCAAUCAACCAAAACAAAUAUGGAGAUGUGCAUGAUGUCUGGUUUUAGUCAAUAAAUGUGCAUGUGGACCAUUAACACUAAAAUUGCCCAAUGAGACAGAAUGACAGAAUAUUAAACUACUGACACAGAUAGAGGAUACAGUCCUGCUGUCAAAGUCAAUAAAUGGUAAACAAUGAAAGAAAAUACACAUUGUCAUUCAAGUGUACAGUACAAGACAUUUAUUGUGAUUCAUAAAUAUCUGAGUUGUACAUGAAAAGAUGGUUGUUGCAUUUCAACAAUGCAUGGAAGUGUUUAAAAAACCAGAAUGACCACAUACAGUACACUGCACAGAAGCAUUAUUAAGGCUUUUUCACAGGGUAAACAUUCAGAACAAUGUGCAAAACCUGCAAGCUCAUACCUUUCAACAACAUUUGACCCUGUAUAACAUGUGUCCAUGUAUGUGUUCAUCUAUUUUUCUGCUGUCAGGUCAGACUAAAUAAAUGCCAAUUAUCGCUCACAGGGAAUAUAGUCACAACGAGGAAUGGAUGAUGAAAUGUAUAAGAAUGGAGUGUUUCAGAGGCAUCACUUGUAAGACCUGAGGUGGUUGAAAGUAGCUGUUAAGCAAUUCUUGUAAGAAUGAAAAAAUAUCCAUUAUUAUAAAUGUCCAUUUAUAAAUUAUUUAAAUUGGUCCAUGAUUAGAGGAAAACAAAGUGUUUAAAAAUCCUGCCUUUAUCAAGCUGGACAGCAGCAAAAGGCACAUAUAUGAGAAUCAAACCCAACAGCAUGUUCUGCUUAAAGGAAACAGCCACUGCAGAAGAAAUGGGCCACAUUAUACUGAGAUGCACACUUGUUACACUACAACAAAAUAGCCUCCUUUCCAGGAUUUAUGAUUUUUAAAAAAGCUGCUGAUGAUGUUUAGCUCAUGCCAACAGGUUGUGUGUGUUGGGAUUACAUUUAGAAGAAUUAUACCUGGUUUUGUUCGUGCCAAAGCAGUUCCUCCUGCAGCAUCUUGUGGAAUGUAACCCCUUCAUGUUGUGCUCCUGCAAAACUUCAAGUUUGAGUCAGCUGUUAACUUCUGACUACAUAAAGGCACAGAGUGGACACACUAACAGCAAAUGGUUAAAAAGAUUUGAGGCACACACUCAUCUGAGUUCUCCCCAAAUUAUUUCAACAACACAGAGGUUUUAAGAACAUUU
This is a messenger RNA of Xiphophorus couchianus (Monterrey platyfish), 5222 nucleotides long. RefSeq names its product cell division cycle 37-like 1 (gene cdc37l1). The transcript is spliced from 7 exons. Lineage: Eukaryota; Metazoa; Chordata; Actinopteri; Cyprinodontiformes; Poeciliidae. Gene Ontology annotation, molecular function: heat shock protein binding; protein-folding chaperone binding. Bases 280 to 1305 code for a protein of 341 amino acids. Gene Ontology annotation, cellular component: cytoplasm. Gene Ontology annotation, biological process: protein stabilization; protein folding. The record is from RefSeq and is a predicted model, not a curated record.